This is a messenger RNA of Jatropha curcas, 2964 nucleotides long. Its product is annotated as BEL1-like homeodomain protein 11. Gene Ontology annotation, molecular function: DNA binding. Gene Ontology annotation, biological process: regulation of DNA-templated transcription. NCBI's taxonomy places the organism in Eukaryota, Viridiplantae, Streptophyta, Magnoliopsida, Malpighiales, Euphorbiaceae. The record is from RefSeq and is a predicted model, not a curated record.
CAUCGACCCAACCCAGUAGAACAGAACAAUGUAACAUAUUAAGAGAGAGAGGGAUUCACAGUUUUGAGCUCAGUGAAAGUACUUUUGAGUCUCCCAACGAAAUGCAACUGCACGAAGUAAAGCUGAAGGAUUGAUGCUUUUGCAUCUUGUUUUAUAGUCAGAGAAAUUAGGGGACCAUCUUUUGCUGUCACUUUCUUUCAUCUUUACUAGGCCAAUUAGCUUCUCUUCUUUGAAGAAGUAGCAGGGCUAUGUAUUUAGGCAUUAUAGCUUUUGGCUGCUUAGUUUUAGACCUGCUCUAUUCAUAUUAUACAAAGAAAGAGAAAGAGAAGGUCUGUGCUUCCUUCUUUGAAUUAUUAUAUUAUUAUUAUAAUGUUAACACAGGUAUAUAGCUGUCAUAGAAUGGUAGUUUCCGGUCUUGGGCCUAUGGUCUUCCUUUUUUUUAAUGCAUAUAUAAGACUUAAAUGAUUUCCGUUAUAGCUCUCAGAGGGUCUCACACUUGAACUAUGUUAGUUCAAUCAGGGGCUUUGAAUUAGGGGCUAACACUAAUUAAGAUACUUGUUUGUCUUGUAUUCUGCUCUCCUGGUCCCGUCCUUUUACCUCCUUUUUUAUGCUUUUCAAAAAUUGUAAACUCUUUGUUUCACCCCUUUCUUCUCUCUCUCUAUAUCCAUCUAUCUCUUUCUUGCUUUUAUUUUCUGCUAAUGAUUUCUUUAAUGAGUCUGUUCUUGCUUGCAGUUCUUAUCGUUUCAAUUCUGUUAUUAUUACCUUCAAAGUGAACUGGGUUUCAUUCUGUUCGCUUCCCAAAAGCGACUUGAUUUAAAAUUUUGAAGUGCAUUUUCAUUUGUAACUUCUAUUCGCAGCAUCUUUGUCUGAGGUCUUGAUUUCAGUCUCUUUAACUGCAAAUUUGGAAUGAAUUUUAAAAUCCUGCUUAAAAUAUAGUCAUAGACUACCUCAGCCCCAAUAUUUUAGUUUCUUGUUUAAACCCAAUUCACAAAGCCAGUAUUUGUGAAUGAAAAUCCACCAUCUUGGUCACUAAUUCUUUCCUUUGCUUAUGUUGCCUUGGAACUUUAGUUUCUUAAUAUUCUUGAUAAAGUUAUAGCACCUUCUCUUUUGCUGGUUACAGCUAUGGUCUCCCAAGAUUCACUCCCAAAUCCAGCUACUAGUAUGUUACAACAAUUGUUUAUCUCAGACUCAAUUAAUAGUCAAAACCAAUUUGAAAACCAUAAUUUCAAUGGUUAUGGUUCAGAUUUAAGACGCAGCAAUACAUUCCCUCAACCUCUUGGCGUAUUGCCUAACAUACAGUCCCUUGGGGAAAGAAUGUCAAGGUCAAUAGACCUUGUACAAGCUCCUACAGUACCUCCAGAAUCCGAGAUUAGCCACACUAGACAUUUAAUGGAUCUUCUUGGAGCUGCAAAUGCUACCAAUCAUCAACUUUCAUUGUCUCUUGGUUCUCACAUGCUUGCUCCUCAAGUCCAAUACAGGCAAAGAUCUGUUAAUUCAGAUCUUGUUAGCCCCAGUUAUAUGAUUCCUGGAGAAGAAGCAAGGAAAGCUUGUAAUCCAGAAGUUGAACGAGCAAAUGAUGACUAUUCUUUCUCUGGUAAUGCAUUUGCUUUGUCCUCAACCGUGUUCACUAGAUCUUCUUACACUUCUUACGGAACAGAAUCUUUUGCCAUUGCUAUAAAGAAUUCAAGAUAUUUAAAACCUGCUCAGAUCCUUUUAGAAGAAAUUGUUAGUGUUAGUAGCAAAGCAGUGGAAAUUAACAAUGAAAAGUACGUGGUAAAGUUACUUCCUGGUGGGAGAAGAGGAGCUUUAGGACUUUCUUCUGAACUUAAAGCAGAAUUGUGCUGUAAUGGACUCGUCCCAGCUGAAAGACACGACCUUCAGGUGAAAAUUGCAAAGCUUAUAGCAUUGCUAGAGGAGAUUGAGGGAAGAUAUGAGAAAUACUACCAUCAAAUGGAACAAGUAGUGUCAUCUUUUGAGGAGAUAGCAGGUUUAGGGGCAGCCAAAUCUUAUACUUCUUUAGCACUACAAGCCAUGUCUAGGCAUUUCUGCAACCUGAGGGAUGUCAUUGUGUCUCAAAUUAAUGAAACUAGAAGAAAAUUUUCACAAGAUUUACCAAAAAUCAGCACAGGAUUGUCACGACUUAGCCUGUUCGAUAGAGAAAGUGGACACAAUAGGAUGUCCCUUCAACAGCUUGGAAUGUUCCAAAGCCAAAGGCAAGCUUGGAGACCCAUCAGAGGCUUGCCGGAGACUUCUGUGGCCAUUCUAAGAUCUUGGCUUUUCGAACAUUUCUUGCACCCCUACCCAAAUGAUUCUGAGAAGCUAAUGCUGGCAUCACAGACAGGCUUGACCAAGAAUCAAGUGUCAAAUUGGUUCAUAAAUGCUCGAGUACGGCUAUGGAAGCCAAUGAUAGAAGAAAUGUACAGAGAAGAGUUUGCAGAAUCAUGUGAAGACUCAAAUCCAUCAAUAUUAGGUAGCAGUUCCAUGGCAAUGGAAGGUGUUAAUUGAUCAUUCAGAGGAUUGAUGGAAUUCCUAGUCAUGUUUUUCUUUAUUGAAAGAAGAAACCAACAUCCUCUCUACUCUGUAAUUAUCCAUCCAAUGCAACAGAGUUGGAAUAGCUUCAUCUUGAUUUUUCAGGAUUUAAUUAAAGUAAUAGCAAGCUCAAGUUUCUUAACAGGGUCAAAAACAUCCACUGUCAAUUAUUCCAGCGUCUAGCUUAAGCUAAGAUUUGAUGAUGCUUAAACUAAUUUCCUUUUAGGGGGUGAAUGAGAUGCUUCAAGCUAUUGACUCCCAUUAGUGGCAUGCCAAGCUACCAAGUAGGAGUAUCAAACAACUUGAUGGGACACUCAUUUAUCCAUUUCGGAUAUUGGCUAAAAAGAGUUUUAUUUAUCCAUUUCCUUGUAUUUGGUUUUUUAAAGUUUUGGUUCGCACAGGUCUUAAUCAAAUCCAAAUUAUAUUAUAUUUGCA